This is a messenger RNA of Pelmatolapia mariae (spotted tilapia), 7273 nucleotides long. RefSeq names its product G patch domain-containing protein 8. The transcript is spliced from 5 exons. The record is from RefSeq and is a predicted model, not a curated record. NCBI's taxonomy places the organism in Eukaryota, Metazoa, Chordata, Actinopteri, Cichliformes, Cichlidae. Gene Ontology annotation, cellular component: nucleus. Bases 255 to 4667 code for a protein of 1470 amino acids.
CUCUCUUCCUCUGGCACUCCACAGGCGCUCAUUCAUUUAUUUAAGCCUGGCCGACGACAGCAUGCCAAACGCAGACUCCAGCAUCAGAGCUCAACAGAGACUUUCCAACAGAGGACAGCAGGAGUGAGACCCCCUCCUCUCCUCGCACCGCUCCGACAACGUUCCUACCUGCACAGCCUCCCAGCAGGACUUGACUUGGCGCCCAUCGGACACCGCCGACACCCAGGACCAGCGUGGGGGAAAAAAAAACAUUUAUGGGCCCCAAACCUCGCGAGGCCCCCGGGAUGGCGUGCAGCGCGUGCUACUACCUGGUUAUCAGCUCCACACACCUGAGUAAUGGACACUUCAGGCGCGUCAAGGGAGUCUUCAGAGGACCUCUGUGUCCAUCCGCAAACAGUGACUCACCGGAACGCGCGGAGAGGGCUUUGGGUUGCUCGGUGGAGGAUCUGAAGGCUCUUUUCUACUGUGAGCUGUGUGACAAGCAGUACCUCAGACACCAGGAGUUUGACAACCACAUCAACUCCUACGACCAUGCACACAAACAGAGGCUGAAGGAGCUCAAGCACAGAGAGUUUGCUCGUAACGUAGCCUCAAAAUCAUGGAAGGACCAGCGCAAGCAGGAGAAGGCUCUUCGGCGUCUGCACCAGCUCGCACAGCUGCAACAGGAAACUCAGCGAGUCCAAAGAAGGACCUAUGGCCUAAGACGCACAGUCAGAGCUGUGAGUCAGAAGCGUGAUAAAGAUGUGACACAAAGAGACCGCAGCCCUAAGGACAAACCUGAACCCUUGUGCCAGCCCCAGCGAUCCACUUCUACACAGCCCAGGACAACUACUGUCAGCUACCCGUCAGAAAAUCUGUGCAACUCUGUUUCCCAAGUACCACCGGCCACUGCUCUAGCAGAAUCCCCACUAGUGACUGAGACAGCCGAUACAAACACUCCUGCAGUGAGCCCCCAGUCUUGCCACAGCCUGUAUCCUCAGCUGCCUCUCUCUUCACAGGGGAGAGUGGGAGGCAGACUUGGAGUAUCCUUCUGUUUCUCACGCAGGGGGCCUAGGCUGGAGCCUUCUGCCUCUGUUUUUUCAGACCUGGAGGAGGAGGAGAGAGAGAAGAGGGAACAAAUGAAAGAAAGGAUAAGGGGAAUAAUUGAAGAUAUUGACAGGGAAAUUGGGGUAGCAGAUGAGAGGAAACACAGCGCAAGUGAAAAAAAGGAUAAGUCUGGCACUGACAGUGUCUUACCAAGCGACAUGCACCCGUUCCCAAGAGAGGCCAUAAAGGAGGAGGAACAGAUUGAAAAAAGAGACUUAGUAAAAGAACACUUUCCUAUUUCCACAUCAGCACCUGAUAAUCAGAGUCAUGAUUCGCUGUUCUCAGCGUCACAAUCUCAGGUGACCGUAUGGGGCAUAGGAUCAGCAGUAGCACACAUGGAUACCAAACACACAGAAAGCAAGUCAGAGGAAAAGCAAGAAACGGAGAGCGAGCGGGAGGCGAGUCAGGAUGUGUGUGUGCUUGGGAAGGAUGGCUCUACUCGUCUGAGAUGGCCUGUCAGUUUGCUUAAGUUCACCAAGUCUCAACCACACAUCUCCUACAGCUGCAACCCGCUCUGCUUGAACCAUCAACGGCCAGAAAAAGUCGCAGAGGAUCUGAAGGACUCACAACAAAAUCAGUUGUGUUCCCUUUCAGAUGAAUCAAAACUACGCGUACCAGCUAUUCUUAAACCAGACACUCAAUCGUGUUUACAAAGACAGAUAAGACAAGAGUUGAGAGCACACAGGGAGAAAAAAGCUGCGGAAAUUUUCAAAGCAGAGCAACAUAUCGAUGUGGAGACAGAAGCACACCUGUUCCUAAAGAACAAAAACCUUUUAUCAUCAGAAACAAGACCAGAAAAAGAACGAUGCAUGCUAAGUAUGGAGAACUGCAUGCGGGCAGCUCCCCAUCCAUUUGACCCCACUCAUAGUGACAGCUCUGACACAAACUUCCAGAAUCCUCUGGGAGGCAGAUUAGAGGGUGCGAGAGGGAUCAGGGAGAAAGCCAUCACAGCCCUGAGCUGUAAAUUAGAGUCUGUCACCCAGCCUGGCACACAGGAGAUGUGCAUCAGCCCAUCCAGGUGUGAGUGUGGGAGUGAGACAAUGUGCAAGUGUGCCAGUGCUCCACAGCCGUAUGUGGGUGUCUCUGAAGUAUCACGCAAAAAGAGAAAAGCCAGCACAAAGAAACACAAGCUGGGAAAGAGAAAGAUGGCUGAGAAGGAAAAAACUUCAGACAAGCGCCAAUCAGCAAGGUGCAAAGUGAGGAGUGUUAUCUCUACAGUCUCCACUGGAAGAGAGAGGAAAGGAGAAACUGGAGGGAGAUGGGGAAAGAAAAGGAGGCAAAGAGAGACGAGGAUGAGGAAGGUGGGGGGAGCAGGGAGCAGCUGUCUCCUGGGGAGAUGUGAGGCUGAGCCAGUAUCUGUCUCUGUCAGGAAGAGGAGGCCUCAUAGGAGCCACAGCACUGAAUGCCAGUCACAGUCAGACAGAGAGCAGGCAGAACACUCCAGCGUCUACUCCCAUCUCAGCAGACACACAGCAGACCGACACAUCGAGAAGGAGGGAAAACGAGACGGAGACGCGGCGACUUUUCCCUGGCGGUCUCACUUCUCCUUACACUCCUUCUCACCAGGAUGUAACUCAAAGCUGUUUUGGGAAAGGGGUCACCAUAGCAACCCCAGGAGUUUCAUUGACUGCUGUUACCCUGACAACAGCUGCUGUAACAGCUCGAUGAAAAAGCGAAAACUCCUCCACGGGGACAGGAAAUUCAUUCAUAGUAAGAGGAAGAGUUUGAGGCAUCGUGAAUUCUGGGAGGAGAGGGGGAGGGAAGCACAAGGGCAUUCAGGUGCCCGAGACAGAGGCCUGACUUCAGGUACAGAAGAGUGGGAGUGGAUGAGAGGGGCCUGUCCUGGAGGUAGUGAGGAGGUGAGGUCAAGGACUGGGUGGAGCUCGAGGAGCAGAGCAGUGGAGUGGGAUAAGGCUGCAAGGUUUAGCCCCAGUCCUAAGAGCUGGGGCAAAAGGCGCAGACAUCUUAGCACUGAAGAUGUAGACUGGGAUAGAUGGACAUGGGGCAGCAGUGACAGCUGGGAAGACAGGGGGACACACAGGUCCACAUCAGGCUCCAGGACAGGAGCUGACAGGAGAGACAGCCCGGGCGGUGCAAGGAUAUGUGCAGGCACCAGACGCUCAAGUUCAACACACUUCUCGAGCCCUGAGUGGUGGACAAGCAGACAGACGUACAGCUGCCAGAGUGUGAUCAACACACAGGACAGCAGAUGCCACAGCCCACGCUCUUGCAGCCCUUGUAGCAGCACCAACAUGUCUGAGCUGAGCUGGGAGUGGAGCAGGAGUAGCACCUGCUCAGGAGUCACUAUGGAUGGGUUGACAGUUAGCUCCUGCAAGAUGUCCUCGGGGGCUGCAGAGGCCAGUCAGCAGGCAAAAAAGCAGAGCAGCCUCAUGUCCAUUUCAUCUGCCCUCUCCUCGAGCCCGUUCACACAUUCAUCUCCCAACAGAUCCACUUUUGCACCGACAGUUCCAAGUGUCAACACACAUAAUUGUGACCGAAGUCUUUCACAGCUAAAGGAUUCACAGUCUAGCCAAGGGCCCUCUGCCUCUGUCAACAUAAGGGGCCCAGACACAACCCUUUCAGCUUUAUCCCCCAGUAAGUCACUGCUACAAAAACCAUCUAGGUUGCUUCUGCCCCUUAUAGGAAAACUACCUGCAAUUCAGCGAAAGGCUCAGAAGAAAAAGGGGCUGCUUGAGAAGAGUCAGGAGAAGGAGAGAGAAGACGAAGAGGAAGCUAAGAGUUGUGGCACAGAUCCUGGAGCAACCACUGACAGUCAGAAAUGUUCUCCAGUUGGGUCAAAUCCCAGCAGCAUGCCAAAUGUCUGCCCAUCACAGAUUAGAACUGACGAUGAACAGACAGGUGGAGAGACAGCUCCGCCGAUCAGCUUUACCGCUGAGGAGAUGGACAAAUAUCGUCUCCUGCAAGAGCAGGCAAGAGAGCACAUGCAGAAAGUCCUGGAAAACAUACAAGAAAACACAGACAAAAACACACAGGCAAACUACACACACAACCUGCAGACAGAGAACUGUGGGAAUUCAGAGGAGCAAUACUCACCUCCGCAGCCUCAAGCCCAGUUAAUUCAUACAGACACGAUGCAUAAGCAAGUACAACACACCCUCCAGGUCAGUCUCCCACUUCCACACGUCAACCCACAAGAGAACUUUAGUCAGCCCAUAGCUCUGGGUGUCCCAAACCUCACCCCACUCGCACCAUCUUCCCCUCUCUCGAAUCUCCAUCACAUCAUUUUACAGCACACAGGCCUAUCCAUGCCCCCUCACUCUUCCUCGACUUCCAGCUCACCCCCCUCUCCUGCCAUCCACCCACAGCCAGUUCCACUUCCUCACCCCCUCCCCCCUCGCCACCCUUCCCUCCCUCAUCAUCUUCACUUCGCCCCUUUCUCCAUCUCCUCCCUGUUUCCCUCCAUCCUGCUAUCACAUCCUCCCACCCUUCUCCUUCCCCAGUCGCCCACUUUCCACGCAACCCCAGUCUCUCCACUCUCCCCAGUAGCUCUGCAACCCUUGAAUCCACAGCCUAUCAUGGACAGAUCGUGGCCAGUGAAGUUUCAGCAGAAGGCGUUAUGAUUUUGAGAGUGGGUGCCAUGUUUAUUAAUCUUUCUUGGCAGCACUGGCUUGUGGGAGAGAGAAAGGAGGAAUGUUUGGUUUGAAGAAAGGCCUGCUAUUUGAAAUUGGGAUGUGUCAGUGCUUUUAGUAGUAUCAACUCCAACUCUUAUUGCACAUAUGCCUUUAGACACAGAUACACACCAAGACACACACGCUCGUUCGCAUGCAUACACACAAACAGCCAAACUAUUGACUGUUUUCAAAUGAGAAUUUGUUUCUCCAUUUAGCCUCUGCUGUGUUUAAACAGACAGUGAAAGAACAGACUUUGAUCCUUUGCUUUUUCCAUCAUUCCUCAUUCACAAGCAGAAUAAAGAGAAAGGUGCACCUGCUAUUCAAAGACAAGCUAAGCUUGUGUCAUCUUCUCUCUUUCCUUCUGAACCACAGACAGACCAGCUGCCUUUUGAAGUAUCCUUCAUGCCAGGGACAGAGACAGUGAUAAUACUCUCCCCUUAUCUCCAUUUCAUACAGGUUAUCUGAGUUAGAGAGUGACUUUCAGCUAACAUAAAUAACGCUCCAGUGGCCGGUGAAUAUGGCAAAGACAUUUUAACCUUGUUGUGGACUGUAUGUGCGGGUGUAAGGUAAUUCUGAUGACACACACUCAUUCACAGCAGGAAGAACAACAUCUAAUUUCCAUAUCUGACACGUGUAAAGACCUGCUUUUUCUCUAUAGUGUAAAUAUUCUGACAGUAUAUGAUAAUAAUAGAAUGAUGAGAAACACCAAAAUAAAAUGUGAAUUUAACCUUGACCAGUAGUACAAUGCUUACCCCACACUCCAUGAUAAACCUUUUACACAACCUUCCAUGUGUGACAUUAAAAACAGUUUUUUUCCUCCAUGAAGCAUUUAACAAAUCAGUUUGUAAGACAGAAAUGAAUGAAUCUGAUAAGUUACAAUAAAGCGUGAGUGAAAAUAAUUUUUCUCCCCCGUCUUAUUCUUGUUGAUGGCAACGUGUUGCAACAAAGUCCAAAUUAAGAAUUAAUACUGCGUGGUUUUUCUGCAGUGGUUACAUUUUUCAUGCAAGCCUUUGUCAAAGAGUGUACAUGGAUGAUUUUAAAAUGGUACAAAAUUAUUAUAUUUUUAUUAUAUCAUAAUGUUUUUUAGAAAUGCAGCAAUUUGUUGAUUUGGAAAGCAGUUACUGUGUGUCCUGACCAUCCCAGAGGCACGAAAGAAAAACUAAUUGUGACACUUUUGUGUCAGCCGUAGAAGAAGACUCGAAACAUUUUGUACAUCUUAUUAUCCUUUACAAUUUUUUAAAGAUCUGUUUAUUCUUUAACCAAAUUUUAUCAUCUAGCUGUUUCAAAACAACACUUUUUAAAAGUGCAUAUAGAAGAAAAAACUUUUUCAAUCACUAAAAAAAGAAGAAAAUAAACACACACACACGCACGCACACAGAUGACUUUCUUACAUAUCUCGCCAAGGGUUAUGGAUGCUGGUAACUGUUGCUAUGUAUUCAAGCCUGGUGAUUGGUGAUGUGUCAAAGCUGCUUGCCAAAUAGUUGAUCACUGCAGCGGCCGGCACUCGGGGAGCAGAACACAGAAGAGAACAGAGCGGUAUCCAGAUGGUCUAUGGGCUUAGACUACCCAGAGCGCUUUGAGAGAUUGGAUUGAUUUGCCCUCCGUGAUAUCAGUGAACACAGCCCAACACAUGAGGGGGGCUUCAGCAAGGGGUGACAUAAAUACAGGCUCAAAAGCAAUACACAAAAUGUACACUUUCUGUCCUGAAGCGUUGGCUACAAAUAAGUCAUCUCUUGCAGAGAUUCAGUAAUUAGAGCACGGGUCUGCUUUCUCCUCCCUGUGACCCUUGAGCCUGUGUGUAAAGCGCGCGAAUUUGGGAGAAACAGAAACCGAGAUUCCCUAUCUCUCUCCACAGGACCGGAGAUCAAACAGACUGUGUGAAAUAUAGAGCAGCAAUAAUUAGCAGCUGUUACAGCAUCAAACCUUUCUAUCGCUACCUCUCCCUCUCUGACACGCACACACACUAUUACUCCAUUCUUUCCCAGAGUUUAAUUUGGAGACACUCAAAUGUGCUGCAACUUCUGCGUCCUCAAAUGCUGAUAAUCACAGAGAUCAUAUAAAAGCAAACUGCUCCAGUUCAUAACUCCGACUCUCUAAUGGGGAAAUCCAUGAAAACAGUCACACACAAAAGAACCUAAAAGGUGGAGAUUGAACGCUAAACACAGCGUGUCAUUUCAAAAGCCUAUUUAUCCAUGAAUAGCGAGGCAAUAGUGGAAUCUUCACAUUAUUAUAUCACUAGAUUUUUAGGCUCCCACGCACACACUUAUCCAAACUGGGGUCACGUGAAAAUUAGCAAUCGCAAUAUCACUGUACUUUCUGUCAGUGACUGAUUAAACCAUUACCUAAGCCCCAAGAUUCGCCCCCUGGUGUGUACAUGUUUUGCUGCUGUGUGAGCACACACACACGCACACACACACUCAGGAGUGUGAGUUGAUUUAUGAUGGAGAGGAAGCGGUUUCUUCAGUCAAUCGCUUCUGAGAAUUAAUGAGGAAUAAAAACUAAAGCUGGCACUCAGUCAAAAUACACCAGCAGUCACAGAGAGCUCACUGCUGAGG